GCACGAACAUAAUCGUACUCGGCCGCGGUGUCCGAGUGGGAGCGCAGCGAGAGGGAGAGUGAAGCCGCUCCAUCGCCGGACUGCUUGAGCCCUAGCCGCCUCCACACAUCCUGAUCUAGGGGUUCUCGCCUCUCUCGUCCGCGGAUUUCUCUUCUCCUUUCCCACGAUCUCGUUGCUCGGGCGUAGAGAAGCGCACCAUGAACAUCUUCAAGAAGAAGACCUCUCCCAAGGAUGCUCUCAGGACGAGCAAAAGGGAAAUGGCAGUCGCCACAAGGGGUGUGGAACGCGAGAUCGCUUCGCUGCAGUUAGAGGAGAAAAAACUGGUUGCAGAGAUCAAGAAGACUGCACAAACUGGGAACGAGGCUGCCACCCGGAUCUUAGCUCGCCAACUCGUUCGUCUAAGGCAGCAAAUUACAAACUUGCAGGGAACUCGUGCACAAAUAAGAGGCAUAGCAACCCAUACUCAGGCUAUGUAUGCAAAUACAUCAUUAUCCACAGGAAUGAAAGGUGCAAGCAAAGCAAUGGCUGCUAUGAACAAGCAAAUGGAACCAGCGAAGCAGGCAAAAGUGAUGAAAGAAUUCCAGAAGCAAUCAUCACAAAUGGACAUGACGCUUGAGAUGAUGUCAGAGGCCAUUGAUGAAACAUUGGAUAAAGAUGAGGCAGAAGAGGAAACAGAAGAGCUCACAAACCAGGUGCUUGAUGAAAUUGGUGUCGAUGUUGCCUCACAGCUAUCUUCAGCUCCCAAAGGCCGGAUUGCAGUCAGCAGUAAGAAAGUUGAUACUGCCUCUAGGACUGUAGCUCCAAAGAAUCCUGAAGUUGAUGACCUAGAGAAGAGGUUGGCAUCUCUGCGUCGCAUUUGACAUGGCUACUAAAAAUCAUUCAAAUGUAAAGCUUGCUUGAAAAAGGGCUGUCCGAUGUUGUUGAUGGAAUUGAGGUAUCUAUCUAUUACAGUAGAUGUUGCAGUAUUGGUGCCAGCUGAUAGUGAUUUAGUUACCUUUACUUUUGAACCUAAAGAGAUGUAAUAAAAUGCAUAUUAUCAUAUAAGACACUGUUGAAAACUCUGGACAACUGGACUAUUUCUCAGUUUUUGUAUAUUGAUGAAUAAGGAAAUAGAGCUAUGAGGAUUAUACGAGUCCGAUGGCUGGA
Molecule: messenger RNA, 1146 nt
Organism: Musa acuminata subsp. malaccensis (wild Malaysian banana)
Lineage: Eukaryota; Viridiplantae; Streptophyta; Magnoliopsida; Zingiberales; Musaceae
Product: vacuolar protein sorting-associated protein 2 homolog 2
Biological process (GO): late endosome to vacuole transport; protein transport; endosome transport via multivesicular body sorting pathway
Cellular component (GO): ESCRT III complex; multivesicular body
Source: RefSeq, a predicted model, not a curated record